AUGUCCAAGAUGCUUUCAGGGCACAUGCCCUGGUCCCACAACGACGAAGGGCAGGGAAAACAGCAAGAAGAAGAUGGCCAAUCCCUCACCACCGUACUGGAGACGCCCGAGCUCCGCGGCGAGCUCACGCUCCUGCUCGCCAACUGCCUCGCGUCGAUGCGCGCCACCAUCACCGACGCCUUCGACGCACGCUUCGACAGCGCCGACUCGCAACCAGAAGCAGACCUGACGGGCGACGACGCGCUCCGCAACCCCAACCUGGACGCGGGCAGCGUCGACGUCGAGGCGCUGGACAAGCAGCGCAGGGAGCGCGAGAAGCGAGAGAAGGAGCUCUCGGCGCCGGCGAUGCAGGAGCUCAAGAGGGCGGCGCUCGGCUUCUUCGACGACUGGCGCGACGCGGUGCUGGCGCGCGUCGGCGAGGUCGUCAACUCAAAGGAGACGGCGCAGGGCCAGAAGAAGAAGGCGGUCGCGGCGUCGGCGCCGAAGGAGGGCACGAGGCAGCGGACGCUGUCGUCGUCGUCGUCGAGGUCGUCGCAGCCGGACGAGGCGGUGGGUAGGGCGUUGAAGGAAUUGUACCCGCCGAUCGAGACGCCGCUUGUCGAGCUGGGAGAGGAGAGGAGAGCGUUGGUGUUGCAUUCGAUGCUGCUGUUGCUUCUGAGCUUGGAGAAUUAUUCGGCGCAUUCGAGGAUCCUGCUGCUGUAUUUGGCGAGCAGCUUGCGACUGGGUGUUGAGUUUCUGACCGACGAUGAGAAGAAGGUGGCGAGAGGCCUGCUGGAGGCGGCUCAUAAGAUGUCGGCGGAAGAAGAGACGAAGAAGAAGGCCGAGGAGAAUGCUACAAGCCGCAAGUGGAAGGUCGGGCUGGCUUCCGUCGCUGGUGCCGCUGUCGUGGGCAUCACUGGCGGUUUGGCCGCCCCUCUGUUGGCUGCCGGGUUAGGCUCCGUAAUGGGUGGACUCGGUUUAGGUGCCACUGCUGCAGCUGGCUACUUGGGAGCGGUGGCUUCCAGCAGCGUCAUCGUGGGCGGCCUUUUCGGUGCCUACGGCGGCCGCAUGACAGGCAAGAUGAUGGACCAAUACGCCAAAGAGAUCUCAGACUUCGGCUUCGUCCCCAUUCAAGAGUUCCACCGCCCGCGCAAGCUCGACAAGGAGCACCGGCGUCUACGCGUCGCGAUCGGCAUUUCGGGCUGGCUGACCAACAAGGACGAAGUGGUCGAGCCGUGGCGUGUCAUCGCGCCGUCCAUCGAGGGCUUCGCGCUGCGGUACGAGCUCGAGGCAAUGCUAAAUCUUGGUAACGCGCUCAUCGGCAUGGUCAAGAGCGCAGCGUGGGGCUACGCUAAGAGCGAGAUCAUCAAACGCACCGUCUUCGCCAGCCUGACGGCUGCCCUCUGGCCCAUCGGCCUGCUCAAGAUCAGCCGCGUCGUCGACAACCCGUUCAGCGUGGCCAAGGCCCGCAGCGAAAUGGCCGGCCAGGUGCUCGCUGACGCCCUCAUCAACCGCGCCCAGGGCGAGCGCCCCGUCACCCUCGUCGGCUACUCGCUCGGCGCCCGAGUCAUCUACUCCUGCUUGCAGACCCUCGCCGAGCGCAAAGCCUUCGGCUUGGUCGAGAGCGUCGUCAUGCUCGGCGCGCCCACGCCGUCCACCGCCGGCGACUGGCGCCGUAUGCGUAGCGUCGUGUCCGGCCGCGUUGUUAACGUCUACUCUACUAACGACUACAUCCUUGCUUUCCUGUAUCGCACGUCCAGCAUCCAAUAUGGUGUGGCGGGUCUGCAGAAGGUCGAAGGCGUGAGGGGAGUUGAGAACGUGGACGUCAGCGACAUGGUCUCGGGUCAUACGCGCUACCGGUAUCUGGCGGGUCGGAUUCUCAAGAAGAUUGGCUUCGAGGACGUCGACUUGGUGGAGGUAGAGAGGGAGGAGCAAGAGAUGCGGAAGGCCGAGGAGGAGGAGAAGAAAGAGGCUAAAGGACAGAAGAAGGAGGAUGGGGAAGGCAAGGAUGCGGAUGAAGAAGCUAAAGCCUUGGAAAAGGAGGUGGAGACGAAGAGUCAGCAAAGUCUAAUGGAAUGGACGACUGAGAAGCUGCGGCUGGGCGGAGGAAAGAGUGCAGGCAAGAAGGAUGAGAAGGUGGAGACACAGACGGCGAUGUGA
Messenger RNA from Diplodia corticola, 2139 nucleotides. RefSeq lists its product as uncharacterized. The record is from RefSeq and is a predicted model, not a curated record. The transcript is spliced from 2 exons. Bases 1 to 2139 code for a protein of 712 amino acids. NCBI's taxonomy places the organism in Eukaryota, Fungi, Ascomycota, Dothideomycetes, Botryosphaeriales, Botryosphaeriaceae.